Molecule: messenger RNA, 3068 nt
Organism: Notodromas monacha
Lineage: Eukaryota; Metazoa; Arthropoda; Ostracoda; Podocopida; Cyprididae
Source: the annotation of a GenBank genome assembly
UGAUUUUUCGCCUUGCAGAAGAUCGUGAGAAUGUGAGCUGUUUUGAGAAUCGUGUUCUUUGAUUUAGUGAUAACGUUUUUGUUGACUGUGUGUCGAAUUCCGAAUCCAUGGCCGACGCUGGUCAGAAACAGGCUCGCUAUGGAGCCGUGUCGAGUGAUACUUCGCCUCCUCUGCAACGAUCUUUGAUCAAACCGGGCAAAUUGCCUCCGUCUGAUUACUGGAAAGGCAUUUUGGUGUCUGUUGAGAGUGAAUUCGACACGUUUCAAGGCUUCGUUGAACGUGUUGGACUGGACGAGCAGACCGUUAGUUUGACGAAAACCUUCGUUAAUGGGAAGAUGUUGGAGGCGAACGGCGGGAAAGCUACUCUCAGUGCUGAUAAGAUCACCGUCAUCAAGUUUCUGAGAUUCCCCGAGGAAGAAGAACCAGAACAACUGAGUGUCGUUGGUCGUGACGUACCGAAGCGUUUCGAGCAACGGCGGCAGCUGGACGGAAGUCCGUCGCAUGAUCGUCGUGCUCCUCGAACCAGCGGCUGCAAGUAUAAUGGUGCUGUGAAUAAUAGAGCUACCGGGAAGAACUGUAAUCCCAGGCGCGUUGUGACGAGCUCACACGGUCAGUACUUCAACUGGCAGCAGAAGCCAAAUUUGCGUUCCGGAGAAUCUCCUCAGAAUUUCGAAGAAGGAAAAAGUGGUUGGAAAAAGAGGCAAAUGGCGAAGGAUUCGGCGUGUUUUGGUACUCCAGUAGACAGCUUUAUUGACGAGGACUUCGAUUUCGAUGCGAAUCUGAAGAAAUUCGACAAGAGAGCAGUGUUCGAGGAAAUCUCCGCCCAUCAGAAGCCCGGCACCGUGAAGCGCCAGCUCUAUUACCGUCAUGACGAAUGCAUAGUUCAUGCUCCGAACGACAAUAACUACAAGGGGACGGAAGCCCGUAGUAUCUCAGAUAGUCCCGAAAAGUGUGAUUUGGUGAUACGAUUAGAAAAUAUGGCGGAUGCCGGGAUGAAAUCCGCUGAUCAUCUGGUUCCUCUCGACGCGAAGCCGAAGAAAGGCAUUCUGAAAAAUUCCUCCAGUUUUGAUAAACCAGGGCCUGCGCAUUUGUCCGGCGGGUCCAAAGAAACCAAAUGGGAUGAAAUGAACAUCCUGGCUACUCACCAUCCCCCCGACAAAGACUACGGGCAUAUGAAAGUCAUGGAACCCAAGACCCCUUUCUCUUAUUACAACGAGGCAGAUGAGGAGAUGGAGGGCCAUUCUUCGGCGGGUCUCGACCCUAGUCAACUCGCCUCCCAGAUUGGGGAAGCGGCCGGACAACCACCAAAGGUGAUGCAGGAAGAGGAUGAAGAUGACGAAGAUUAUGCGCACGAAACAGAAGAAGAUCGUGCGAAACGACUGUCUUUCGAGGCAAAGCGUAAAGCGCAUUACAAAGAGUUUUACGCGGCGCAAUUGGCUCGGAAACUGAUGGAGAGAGACGAACUCGAAGAGGACGACGGGGAUUACCAAGAACCGCCGCAGCCUUAGGCUCAAGGGCUUUUUCAGGUCCCGUGUGAGCCUCUCAUCCAAGAAAUGUGCAUGAUUAUUGAUUUCAGCUCCCCGAUUUUUUUGUAUUUGGUAUAGUAUUUGUUUAUCAAUUUUUGUUGCUAAUGAAUUCCCUUUGAGCCUAAUGGAAAUCAAAUGCUGCUUCCGGGCAUUUUCUUUUUUGUGUUUGGAGAGAAGUAUCCUUUUUUUGAAGCGCCCUUUUUGUGGGAGUUGUGAUUCCAUGCAUUUCCUGUCUCACUAUUUUGGCUGGUUGGUAGAACAAUUCGGUGCUUCUUUUUAGUUGGGGGAAGUUAAUCAAAGGACGUGCUUACUGAUCAGUCAACUGCCUGUUUGAAAUUUCAAGUUAGUUUCAGUGGUGUACGUGUAGCAGCUUGUUGAACACAAGAUCUGUCCCUUAAGUGCAACGACGUGAGAGUUCCUUUAACCGAGUAAUUCUCAAGUUUUGUGUUAACUUGUUCGUUUUUUUUAUUUAUAUUCUGUACUGUCCUGCCAAAUGCGGGUGAAAUCCACAGCAAUCUCCUUCAUUUUCUCAAGCAUUUCUUCGUGGAACCUUCUCUUUCAAGUUUACAAUGUUUCGUUCUGUCAUGAGUUGGGUUAAUUUUAAUAACUGCGUUUUGUUGCUUCCGGUCUUGGAUCUUGAUUUUUCAUUCGCCCCUGACGUGAGAUCUAAAAUAAUAUUUUUUAUUUUGACUGAUGCGCCUGCCGAAGUGCUUCGAAAUCCUUAAUUCCACGAGGCUUAAAAGAUAUCUUGAAGGUGGUGAACAAAAUUACAAAUCCGUCUCAAUCUGUACUUCUAGAACAAUUUCACGUUCAAUGCUGUUGCACAAGCAGGCUGGAAUUAGAAGGCAGAAGCACUUUCAAGUACAAUACCGCCAGUGACACCUAUCUACUAUGAAGUAUGGUAAUGAACUAAUCAUGCUAGUGCAGUGUACGAAAAGAAUUGAAAAUUCUAAGCCCACAUCAACUUUUUAAAUUAUCUAUCCGUCUGUCAUGUGUCCGUACAGGAUAUUGUCUAAAAAGCAAUCGAAACUCUCCGAUCGCAUUUUUCAACCCACCUCCAUGCACUAUAACCAUCAAGCGAUUCUGCCUGAACAUCUGCUGAACGAUUUCUUCACUUCGACCUGUGCAAUUGGAUUACGAUGCUGUAGAGAUUUUAUUGAUAGCUAUCUGAAGUUGGAUUAUUUUUGAAAGAAGAUACUAGAUGCCUUUUUAUAGUCUGGAUGAAGGUUUUAUCCUUUUUUGGUUCCGGCGUGAUUUGAGGCGGAAUUUUCUACGCGCGCACCUUCCUGAAACAUAAACGAUGUGCUCGGAAAUGUUGCCAACCGUGACGGGAGACCAGGUGUAGAGAAGUGUUCUGCUUUUUUUUUUGGAGAAAGAAGGUGGUUUCCUGAGAGAAAUUGAAUCCUUCAUGUUCCGGCCUUUCAGUGUGAACGUACUGUACCUUAUUCUCACAUUCGCGCCGUAAAAACAGAUGUGACUUUGAUUUGUACACGGAUCGUUCGAGUAUUGCUGGGGAUUAAAAAGAAGAUGGCGACAGGAGUA